Molecule: messenger RNA, 429 nt
Organism: Bactrocera neohumeralis
Lineage: Eukaryota; Metazoa; Arthropoda; Insecta; Diptera; Tephritidae
Exons: 2
Coding region: 8-241 (77 amino acids)
Source: RefSeq, a predicted model, not a curated record
AAGCAAAAUGGCCGUAGCUGUGCGCUUAGUUGAGGUUCUGACCUUAAUUACACUGCUAGGAAUGCUGACGGGAAUAUCAAUUGUGAUCGUGAUUCUGCAACGCGUAAUCGUGAUUACUUUAUAUUUGCUCGGUCCCAUAACAGCAACAGUGGGCGGUAUACUAUAUGCUUCAGAAAAAAUACUUGUCGGAGCAUUAAUGAGUAUAUUGAAUUUAACUACAGCACUUAGUACCUCAACUUGAACCUACAACGUAUUUAAAAUUCUUGGUUGUUCAAAAGGGGACUUUAAUCAUGUACUUUGAAGAUAAAAAAAAUUGUAAAAUUUAUGUAAUGUCACGAAUAACUAUGUUUACUUUAUUUAUUUUUGCGUACUUUUAUUAGUGUUAAAAUUUUUUAGUUCUCAAAUACACAGUAGUAAAACCUAUUGAUA